CGCUCUUGCCGUGCGGAGUGCCGACGCGACGGCAAACCGUCGUCGCGAGGGUCACUCCCUCGGCCUCUCGCCGACCGCCACGUGCCAUCGGAUCCGAUCCGAUCCGGCCAAACCGAACUUUGCUAAAACAAGCAAAAGCUGCGCACUCUCUCGUCACCCCGCGCCCGACCGGUGGACCCGCCCCCACAUCCCCGGACCCCCGCCGGCGCCGCCCGCGAUGCUCCGCGCCGCCAUCUCGCGCCUCGGCGCCCGCCUGCACCGCCAGCCCUCCCCGGCGACCCCUCCCCUCCGCGCCCUCUCCACCGGCCGGGGCAAGCGCUCGUCCCCCACCGCGCCGCCCCCCGAGCCCGAGGACGAGGGCCUCAUGCGCGGCCUCUUCGUGCUCUCCCGCGACCCCGCGCACCCGCCGCGCCUGCUCGUGGUGCAGCCGCGCCUCCGCCGUGGCGCCCUCCUCGACUCCAAGCUCUCCGAGGCGCUCAACCUCGCCAGUUCCCUCGAGGAGUCCCGCGACGGCUUCGAGCACGCCGAGUCCGCCGCCAAGGGCGCGCCGCCGCACCUCGUCGUCCAGAACCCCGCCUCCCGCGGCCGCAACCAUGCCGAUACGUAUUUUGGACCUGGAACUGUGGAUAAUAUCAAGUGUUACCUGAGGGCAUUGGACGAAAAGGAAGAAUUAGAUGCAGUUUUUGUUAAUACGCUCCUCUCUGGGGUCCAACAGAGGAACUUGGAGGUUGCCUGGGGAAAACCAGUUUUAGAUCGUGUGGGCCUUAUAAUUGAGAUAUUCAAUGCUCAUGCUGAAACAAAGGAAGCAAAGCUACAGUCAGAAUUAGCAGCUCUCAUGUACAUGAAGACUAGGCUUGUCCGUGUCCGCGGCCCAGGUGGAAAACUAGCUUUUGGUGCAAGUGGGGAAGCUGAAGUUGUCAGUGCUCGAGGGAGAGGAAGUGGCGGACGGGGUUUCAUGAGUGGAGCUGGUGAAACGGAACUUCAACUACAACGCAGGAGAAUCCAAGAACGUCGUCUAAGCUUGUUAGCUCAAAUUGAAGACGUACGCCGAACUAGGGCGAUACAGCGUUCGAGUCGAAAGAGGCAUGGUGGCUCAUUUGGUCAAGACCUUGUAACUGUGGCAGUCGUCGGAUAUACAAAUGCUGGAAAAUCUACUCUAGUGAGUGCACUUUCUGGAGCUGGUCUAUACAGUGAUGAUAGAUUAUUUGCAACAGUAGAUCCUCGAUUACGCAGUGUGAUUCUUCCAUCAGGGAGAAAAAUACUUCUCAGUGAUACCGUUGGCUUCAUAUCAGAUUUGCCUGUACAGCUAGUGGAAGCAUUUCAUGCCACCCUGGAAGAAGUUGCUGAGGCAGACAUGUUAGUGCAUGUGUUGGAUUCUAGCGCACCUAAUCUAGAGGAGCAUCGUUCUACUGUUCUACAAGUACUGCAGCAAAUUGGUGUUUCACAGGAUAAGAUCAACAAUAUGAUCGAAGUUUGGAAUAAGAUUGAUCUUGUGGAUAAUAUUGCUCUGACUGAUGGGAUUGAAGACGAGAUCUUUCUCACUGAAGGUGAAGAGGAGGAAGACUUGUUCUCUGAAGAUGAUGUGUCGUCAGAGCAGUCAUCUUUUGAUUCCUUGGAUGAUACAGUAGAUUCAGAGUCUCUAUCAGAAAAAAGUUGUGAAAAUGAUGAUGAUAAAAUGGCAUCUGAAGAAUCAAUUGCUGAGCCUAUCGAGAUGAAAGCAAUGAACUCUGAACUGUUACCGGAAGAUUGUUUUAGAGAGUCUAAUGGCCCGGAAGCUAUAAGUGCAAGUGGUUGCACUUUGACAGAGCCAGUAUCCACUUGUCACGUGAAAACUUCAGCUGUGGCUGGGACGGGAUUGCAAGAGUUGCUGCAGUUAAUUGAUACGAAACUGAAUGGACAGCAAACGGUUGUGCAGAGAAGCUAUGGACCUUUUGAUAGAAAAUGGAGACCUAGUUCUAUGGAUGACGAGAAGGCUGCAGAACAGUAGCCUGUGCUAGAGGCUGGAGCAGUGAACAUCCUCGUGCUUUCUUACUGUAGGACUGACGAGAUUGAAGUAGUACACUUGGCUGUCCGUAUCACAGGAAGAAGUCAAUAUAGCUACACAGGUACUACAGUGUACCUUCGAUAGAAGACCGCUGUCUUAUCGUUCAUGGUCCAACGAGCAACAUAUCCUGUAAGAUUUUGCCUAUGAAUCCAGUCUACUGUCUGUUACACAGCAGACAGCAGAGUAGAAAGGUGAGGAACGUUGAAGAUGGAGAAGUUAUGGUCCUGUAACAUCACUGCCUGCUGCUUGACAAUACUAGUAGCGCAUCAUAUUCACUGUUCUCCUUUGAUUCAAAGGAUUUUUAUAGGAAUUUUUUCUAUUAUCUUUGUUGUUUGAUUCAUAGGGCUGAGAUUUUUUUUUCCUUAGAAUCCUUUUGUACUGCAUUUCAUAGGAACUUUAAGGCCACUUUGAUUCAUAGGAUUGCAAAAGCACAGGAAUAGGAAAAACAUAAUAAGAUUGAAAUGGCAUGUCCAUUGGAUUCCUA
Messenger RNA from Aegilops tauschii subsp. strangulata, 2528 nucleotides. RefSeq names its product GTP-binding protein At3g49725, chloroplastic. The record is from RefSeq and is a predicted model, not a curated record. Gene Ontology annotation, cellular component: cytoplasm. NCBI's taxonomy places the organism in Eukaryota, Viridiplantae, Streptophyta, Magnoliopsida, Poales, Poaceae. Gene Ontology annotation, molecular function: GTP binding; ribosome binding.